This is a messenger RNA of Lentinula edodes (shiitake mushroom), 2307 nucleotides long. RefSeq lists its product as uncharacterized. The record is from RefSeq and is a predicted model, not a curated record. Lineage: Eukaryota; Fungi; Basidiomycota; Agaricomycetes; Agaricales; Omphalotaceae. Gene Ontology annotation, cellular component: cytoplasm. The coding region runs from base 1 to 2307 and encodes 768 amino acids. The transcript is spliced from 9 exons. Gene Ontology annotation, biological process: signal transduction; regulation of GTPase activity.
AUGACAGACACUCACCAACCUCCAUCGCGGAGUUCUAUCUCUGAAGCUCCUCAAACAAAUGGUCCUAUUCCCCUCUUUGAUGUCCAGAUUCGCUUCUUGAAUGAUUCUUACCUCAGUUUCUUUAAUGAACGGAAACGAAUCGAGGACAAUUAUGUGGAAUCGCUACUGAAAUUGUACAAGAAGGUCAAAUCAAUAGACUCUUUUCUCGAUGAUCGGAGCGAUAUGAGCACGGCUCGAGUUGCAUGGGUAGAAAUAAGGGAAAACAUUGAGCGAGAGGCUCAAGCCCGACAGGCAUUCCUUCAUACCCUAAAUUCCGACAUCAUAACUCCUCUUACGUCGCUCAAGGAUACCCAGGAACGAAUAAGAAAGCGAAUCAAAGAAGAUCUCAAGGAAUCCACCUCCGCGUACAACGAAUACGCCGAAGUCACUUUACCCAAAUUAAAGUCGCGAUAUACGAAAAAAUUUGCUGAAGUAGAGGAAUCCAAACGCGCAGCAGCCAAUCCUCCGACUUCACCUACAAUUCCCACUGGGGACUAUCAAGUACUUUCUAAAUUCCCAGGUCCAACUCGACCAAACGUCACCGCACCCCAACCUCUACGGGCUCUUGAUCGUCGGCCGUCAGGUAGCGCUCCCGGUGCCCGAAAUCGAUCUCCUUCUUCCAACACUGCGUUCGCGGAUCUCGCCCAACAUGGCAAAAAGCAACUAAAUAGUCUCAUGGGCUUUUUGGACAAGAGUGGAUCUGUGAAAGAAAGUCUUGGCGGGCGAGAGAAUAACAGCGCUUUGCGCACUGUUCGGGCAAAGAGGGAACUGGAAGAGGCUGAUAAGGAGUAUCGCAAGGCUGUUUACUGGCUUGAGACUCUGAGGUUGAGACGAACGAAGAUACUGGAGAGUGGGUACAACAGUCUAUCCAUGUUUGUCGAAGAAUGUUCAACGACUGUAAAGGUCGCUUUGGAGAGAUAUACGGACAAUAUGACAGCUACGACUACUACCCAAACUCAACUUUCGUCUCACGCCCGUGGCGUCGUAAACAAGAUUUCACCAGAAAAAGACAAAAAUAGGUUCAUGUCAUAUAUCCCUCGCUCACUGGCCUCUGCCAUACCCGAUCCCAUACUUUAUCAACAUGGCCAAGUGGGCGAAUGUCAUGACUUGGCGUUUGGGUUCAGCCUCCUCGACUAUGCCACGACCAAGAACUUGCCUGAGAGUGAAGUCCCGAAAAUUGUCAAGGUGUGCAUUGCGGAGAUCGACAAGCGAGGAUUAGAUGCGGAAGGGAUUUAUAGAGUGUCUGGGAGGCACGCGAUUGUGCAGACUUUGCAGCAUGAGUAUGAGAAGGACGAGAAAAAGUUUCAGUUCAAAGCGAAGGAUGAUAUUUAUGCGGUUGCGUCUUUAAUGAAGCUGUAUUUUCGAGAGCUACCUGAACCAGUAUUCAGAUUCUCAUUACAAGACCGCAUACAGCAUACCCAGGAUAUCGCGGAACACCAUUCCAACAACUUCGCCCUACUCCGUUCCAAAAUGCGACGCCUACCCGCUGUUCACUACGCUACCCUUAAAGCCCUCGUCGAACAUCUCGCGCGAGUAGCAGCUAAUUCCGACAAGAACAAAAUGGACCCAAAAAACCUUGCAAUCGUAUUUGGUGGUGUCAUAUUUGGCGAAGACGAAAUCCCUAAAACCGGGGAUCUAUUGAGCGUGCAACAAUGGAAUGAUUCGUUGAUGGAAGAUCUUAUCAGCAACGCUCACACGCUCUUCUCCGAAGAUUCAAAAGAGUUAAAUACUAACAACAACAACAACCGUGCACAUCCGUUACCGGCCCCUCCUCCAGGAGAACCCACUCCUGUGUACUCGUACGGAUCCAAGACCACGAAGAUCGUCAGCAUUCCCCCGCCUCUGCGUAAUAUAGGUUUAUCACCAAAUUCAGAAGACUUUACGCCGAAAUUGCCUCCACGCCCGGCGAAUAGCAUUCAUCCAUCUGCACGGGGCCCAUCGUCUCCGACGAAGGAACGUAUGAACACGGAUAUGGGCCCCCCACCGUUACCCUCACGACUUCGGCCCGCACAGUCGCAGGGCUCGUUAGGCGAUAUAACACCACCGCAAAGUUCACCUCCCUCUGCGACUUCGUCCGUCUUUGAAACGGAUGAUUCUGGGUCGGUGAAUGGUGGUGGUGAGGAAAGUCUUACCCGGACGUCGUCUAUAGCAGAUCCGCGGUCACCCACUCUACCGAUUAUAGGCGAAUCGGAGUCGGGCGAGACAGUGAAGGUCGUGAUACCUUCGAGUCCCUCUUCUGCGAGACCACCAUCACCACAUCAUCCGUAG